Messenger RNA from Arabis nemorensis, 855 nucleotides. The record is from the annotation of a GenBank genome assembly. Lineage: Eukaryota; Viridiplantae; Streptophyta; Magnoliopsida; Brassicales; Brassicaceae.
AUGGGAAGAGCUCCAUGCUGCGAGAAGAUGGGGUUAAAGAGAGGCCCAUGGACUCCUGAAGAAGAUCAAAUCUUGAUCUCUUUUAUCAUCAAACAUGGCCAUAGUAACUGGCGAGCUCUCCCUAAGCAAGCUGGUCUCUUGAGAUGUGGGAAAAGCUGUAGACUUAGGUGGAUGAACUAUCUAAAACCUGACAUUAAAAGAGGCAAUUUCACUAAAGAAGAGGAGGAUGCUAUCAUCAGCUUGCACCAAAUCCUUGGCAAUAGGUGGUCAGCGAUUGCAGCAAAAUUACCAGGAAGAACGGAUAACGAAAUCAAGAACGUAUGGCACACUCACUUAAAGAAAAGACUUGAAGAUUACCAACCUGCUAAACCUAAAACCAGCAACACAAAGAAGGGUACUAUACCGAAAUCUCAAUCCGUGAUAACGAAAUCUAACAGCAUGAGUAGCGAAUCGGAUCUUGCAAAUUCACCAAACCCUUCUUUAGAAAGCGUGUUCUCCGCGUCACCUUCGACAAGUGAGGUUUCUUCGGUGACACUCAUGAGCCACGAAGGCCAUAGCAACGAGGCUAAGGUGGAUAAUAAGUCGGGAAACAUAAGUACUAUCCAUCAAGAUUGUUGUUCUUUCGAAAAUUUUGGUGUAGACAUCGACGAGAGCUUCUGGAACGAGGCGCUUUAUAGUCAAGAUGAACAAAACUACGCAACGAAUCUUGAAGUGACCGGUGUAGAUGAGAUACAACAAGAGUUUCAGCACUUAGGAUCCGUUGAUAAUGAGAUGAUUUUCGGCAGCGAAAUGGACUUUUGGUUCGAUGUAUUGGCAAGAACCGGCGGGGAACAAGAUCUUUUAGCUGGGCUCUAA